Molecule: messenger RNA, 3732 nt
Organism: Candidula unifasciata
Lineage: Eukaryota; Metazoa; Mollusca; Gastropoda; Stylommatophora; Geomitridae
Source: the annotation of a GenBank genome assembly
AUGAUUAAUCAGAACAUUAGAAAUCGAAUCAGGAUAAAAGAAAGCGAUAAACAAAGAGAACGAUCAAAAUCUGCACAUUCAUUUAAAAAUUCACAAUUUUAUGCCAAGUAUCUCUUCUUUGAAAACGCCAGAAGUAACCACUUUUUAUCAGACAAAACAUCCAGUACCACACUUUGUAAUCAAAAGAAAGAACUUGAUGGCGAAAGAUCAUUACACUCGGUAUACUUCAACAGUCCAAGAUAUGGAAACUUCUCUAGCAGGGAGGCCAAAGCAUCUUUACAAACAAUCAAUCUGGCGCGAGACUCAAAUAAGACCGGGUUGUUGUAUUCGAAUUCUGUCUGGCGAGGUUCUGCCCCCACCUUGAAUGAGGCAUCUAGCGAUGUUAAUGCAAAUGCUACGCCUGCUGAAAUAUUUGCGACUGGAGUGGGGAUUUUAACGCCAAAACACUCAUGUGAUGUGAAUUCUAUAAUAAAGCAGGAGCAAGCCAACCCCGUUAGCUUAGCAACAAACAAUGUGAAAAUGUCAGCAACGUCCCCAGACAAGCCAGAUCUGGCUUUAUCACUAAAAACGACUUUAGCAAAUUCACUGACAGUUUCAAGGUCUCGUAUGUCUAGUUAUAAUACGAGCAACGAAGAGGUCAUUUCUGAUUUGAAGACCAGUGUUUCAAGGCAUGACAGUGAUAUUUUGCAUAGCUCUAACUUAAAAGAAGUUACUGAUUCUUUCUCUAAAAGUCCUAACUCUACUUCGGAUGACUUGAAGCAUCCCAGUCCAUCAAACUCUGCACAUACACUGCAUACAGAAAACAAAUUACACAAGUCUUCAAAACUAGAGUCUACAUCAGAUAUCAUUCAUGGUCAAACAAUCGAGUCGCCAAAGUACUUCAAGCAGCAAUCAAAACCUGCAGAAGAUUCUGGACCCACCUCAGAAAGAAGAGUUUCAACAGCAAAGAUUACUUUAAAGCACCCACAUUUGCCUAAUCAAAAGGAAGAAAGGAGAAUCUAUGUGAUAGAAACGUGUCCGAAGCCACAACAUAAGGCACAUAAAGCAUCACCAAGACUUAAUGAAUGGCUGAAAUCUGUUAUUAAACUGCACAAUGAGCAAAAAGACAGACAAUGGUCUUAUCCUGAAGACGAGACCAUACCAUCUGAAGUCAGUUCUUUGAUAGAUGUCGCUGCUGAUUCAGACAACACGGAAUUCAAAACAGUGUCUUCUAACACCGCCCAUUUGUUAUCCCUCACAGAAAAUCCAGGCGACACAAGCCAGCCUCAGAUUCAGUGUGUAUCCAUAGGUAUAAAUACUGAUAUUUCACUCUCCAAAUACGAUCUGCACAUAGACACACACGUUGACCUCGAAAAGGACAUAGGUUGUUCACAUUUCAUCGAAACUGAAAGAGAUUUCCACGCAUGUGGAAGACUGAUUAAUAAAUAUGGAGCAGUGUGCUCUAACACGGACGCCAUCACAAAGAUCAAUAACAGAAUUCAACAUCGUCACAACACUGCCAAACAUUUUCAGACGAUAGCAGAUUACGCCGUUGACAAUAUGAAAGACAAUCGUACAGAAGGAAACCAAGUUUUGGAAUCUAGUUUAUGUAGACCACAAAUAAGUAUACACGUAACAGAUGAAGAAGAUCCGACUGUACAUGACGUCAGUUCCUUAUCGCGCCCAACUUUAAACAGUACCAACACAUCAUUUUCAUGUGAUAAUGUCAACGAGAAAAGACAAAAAGUCCUAACAGAAUCAUCACAAUAUAUGUAUACUGCCAGAGGCCCAUCUCCUCACUAUAUGUUCCCUUGUGGACACUUAACUUGGGAUGACGCUGAAAUGUCAAAUUACCUGACGUCCCCAAGAAACAGUAUAUGCAGUAACAGCAGCCUGAUGUCUUAUAAAUCAAGCAAUGCAGAUUCUGCAGUGGAUCUGGGUCCAACAGACGAUGAUCACGAUUUCGAGUAUGCAGAUUUCCUCGCCAGAUACCAAGCCCGUAGAUUCUCCCACCCUGAUAGAAGUUUAGCCUUCUCAUCCAGACCAGCUCUUGGUGAUACGUUAGCAAGUGUUUCUGUCAACAGAAGUUCUAGUGCUGAGCAUAUACCAUUUUGUGCUGGUACAGACGCUCGUGAAGAUCUUCCUCAAGUAUUAAACACGCAUGGUUACAUACAAACAUCACUACAAACGACACCCUUGACCAACAUCUCAAACUGCUCACACGAACUAUCGUCUUUGACACCAGGGCCUUAUGACAACGAUCAAGCAUCACAUUCUGAACAAUUACCAAAGAGAUCAGACACGCAGUACUUAGAUAUGCAGAAUACAGGAUUUGAUUAUUCACCAAAAGAUCCAUACAAUAUGAAUAAUAUCUUCUUGAGAUCUGGAAUCGAACCAUUAUCACCAGGAAACUCUCAUGUUGAUGAAACUAAGGAACGACAAGAAGCAUUUCAAGACAUCAGCGACAGCGCCAAAGCGGAAGAAAACACUCUGUUUGGAGUAGUUGGAAACCCUGCCUUAUUAGAGACUCCGCAUCAAGAACCAAGAAAGAAGUCACAGUUUUAUAUCAUACCAGAACUAAUAAUCAGCGACCACAGUGAUGCAAACUAUAGCAAAAUCAAUGCUAGAACCACACCGCAGGAAGAAGGCGAUGUUGAACUGCAGUUGCCAUCUAGACCGACCAGUAGUCUAUCCUCAGAAUACAGUCUGUUCGACUGCGAGGAGAGCGGUUUUGCUCGAAGUCUGUCUGUGUCGUCACUCUGCUCUAUCGCAUCCACAUGUUCUACGUGUAGUCAGAAGUCUGAAUCAUCGGAUUUGGGAACAGCUGUUAAGAAGCAAAGUUCCUGGAAGAAAAUUCGCAGCUUUAUACUGUGGUCUCCGUUUGUCCAAGUGUUCAAGAAACAUAAAUAUCCAUGGAUACAGUUGGCUGGGCACCAAGGAAAUUUUCAUGCAGGAGAGGCUGGGUCCGUGUUAAAGAAAUUGGACAAAAGAGAGCAGGCGUGUUUCCAAAAGUUGAUGACAGAUCCACUGAAGGAUUUCGUGCCUGAAUACCGAGGCAAUGUAGUGCAAGACGGUGAAAAUUACAUUCAGCUCGAGGAUCUGUUGUGUUCAUUCAACCAUCCGUGUGUGAUGGAUGUGAAAAUGGGCAUCAGGACGUACCUGGAGAAUGAGCUUCACAAGGCCAGACUGUCGCCGACGCUACGUAAAGACAUGUAUCAGAAAAUGAUAGAGAUCGACAGCGCAGCUCCCACGCCAGAAGAACGUGAACAAAAAGCGGUCACCAAGGCUCGGUACAUGCAAUGGAGGGAUGAGAUGAGUUCUUCCGUUCAGUUUGGAUUUCGUGUCGAGGGAAUUAAAAAAAGUGACGGGAAUUCCAGUAAAGAUUUUAAAAAGACUAGAACAAGAGACGACAUUGUAGAUGUCAUGAAAUCCUUUAUUGGAGCCAGUGAACAAAUUGCAGAAAAGUACAUCAAUAGACUAAAGGAGAUGAUGGCAACACAAGAGACAUCAGACUUCUUUCUAAAACACGAGAUUAUAGGCAGCUCCAUUCUGUUUGUCCACGACGCCGACGAAAACGUUGGCGUGUGGAUGAUAGACUUUGGCAAGACACAGCUGCUUCCACCGGGCUUGAAAAUUGACCAUCGCAGCACCUGGCGCGAGGGCAACCACGAGGACGGAUAUUUAUUUGGACUUGAUAAUCUCAUUUCUGUUCUGGAAGAUGUCCACAGAAGUCUUGUUCCAAGCUCGGUUUAG